AUGGCAACAUGGGCUGCUACUAUUGCACAUAAUAAUGAGGUUAUACAAUGCUUGUUUGGCUGUCAUGAGCCCUUUAAGGUUCUCUGUGAUGGAACUUUUGUGUAUCACUUCCGCCGAUACUGCCCUAUCCAAAACUCUAGGUACUACAGUCAAGAUCUUUACUACCAGAUACCAGGUGUUCCUGUAAUCAUUGGUCUUCGAAAUGCCCUAUUACUCGAACAGCCGUCUGCCUUUCAACACCAGUUUGCCAAGUCUGCUGAGAAGGAACGUUCGCAUAUGACUGAGUUGGAGUAUCAAAUGAUAAACAUGGGAACAAAGAAGCUGGUCACUGAGUAA
Molecule: messenger RNA, 336 nt
Organism: Ilex paraguariensis (yerba mate)
Lineage: Eukaryota; Viridiplantae; Streptophyta; Magnoliopsida; Aquifoliales; Aquifoliaceae
Source: the annotation of a GenBank genome assembly